AUGUGGUGGAGCUGCGAUACCAUCAUGUCUGCCGAUGAAUCUCAGGCCGAAUUUAACGUCGAUUACAUCUACCCGGGUUUACACUUUUUUCGACAAUUGGAAUACGGUGUAGAUUUCGAAAAAGCCACCGUUGAGCAGCGUAUUCUCGAACUUGUCGCAAAAAUCUUCAAUUCCGACAACCCUCCAACAACAGAUAACGUUACUCCGUGCAUAAACAUUCCUCGACGCCUAACUUAUCUCGUCAACAAACCCAACCUCAGAAUCUAUGGACAACUGUGGCGAUGGACACACAUCCGUAAACUCAGAGCAGAAAGAGAGUUGUCACAAUUUAAACCCGACAGAACAUGUUAUUCAGCAAUUCAUGGUGAAAUUUGUCUCAAUCCAUUACACUACUUGAGGAAGAGCCGAUCAACUUCAGGCCUCGCAUGGUGUCCACCUCUUCAUCCGUGGGCGACCAUCGCGUAUUACGAAAAGUCUCGCAAGUUAGAAACUUUUCAGUGUUUUCCACCUGAGAUUCGUGUAACGUUUAAUACCGUGCCUGGAGUAGGGUGUUUCAAUUUGGAGGGAAUUCAAAACGAGUUACGAGAGGACGAAGUGGCCAAUACGAGAAGACAAAUAGGAGACGGAAUUUUUCUAUAUUAUGAGAAUGGGCAGGUUGUUGUGCAACUGUUGUCUGACUCGGGCGUUUAUAUCCAAUCGAUUUAUUGUAAUAGGAUAAAAAAUCAUGGAGAACAUACUCUUCAUUGGUUACAAUCAUUUGAUUUAAGAUCUAUGAAACUGAUGGAUGAUGAUAAAUUCCAUAUCUUAUUGGAUAAGGCGGUACAAGAAGGAGUUGAAGCCGUCUAUGAGCUUGCAAAGAUUUUUACCAUACGAGUAGUUUUUGUGGACUACUGGAGUACGAAUACACCGGUUACAGAUUACAAUUGUUGGAUAGAGAUACGAUUAUGUAGACAGAUGAACUGGUUAGACAACGCUUUGCGACAAAUGGGGGCCCCUUGCGUAUAA
Messenger RNA from Zophobas morio, 1005 nucleotides. Its product is annotated as mothers against decapentaplegic homolog 5-like. The transcript has 2 exons. Gene Ontology annotation, molecular function: RNA polymerase II cis-regulatory region sequence-specific DNA binding; DNA-binding transcription factor activity, RNA polymerase II-specific; I-SMAD binding. The record is from RefSeq and is a predicted model, not a curated record. Lineage: Eukaryota; Metazoa; Arthropoda; Insecta; Coleoptera; Tenebrionidae. The coding region runs from base 1 to 1005 and encodes 334 amino acids. Gene Ontology annotation, cellular component: heteromeric SMAD protein complex. Gene Ontology annotation, biological process: regulation of transcription by RNA polymerase II; anatomical structure morphogenesis; BMP signaling pathway.